Messenger RNA from Prunus persica (peach), 2244 nucleotides. RefSeq names its product putative pentatricopeptide repeat-containing protein At1g74400. Gene Ontology annotation, biological process: RNA modification. NCBI's taxonomy places the organism in Eukaryota, Viridiplantae, Streptophyta, Magnoliopsida, Rosales, Rosaceae. The record is from RefSeq and is a predicted model, not a curated record. Bases 802 to 2118 code for a protein of 438 amino acids. Gene Ontology annotation, molecular function: protein binding; RNA binding. The transcript is spliced from 2 exons.
GUGCUACUGAUUAUCUGUUCAAGCCAUUAUGCAUUGAUGAGAUAUUAAACUUGUGGAUCCACUCUUGGAGGCAGAGGAAGCCUCCUAAGGAGAUCGCGCCGCCACGGAAGAGCAUUAGUCUUGUGGUUUCAGCCGAAGCAACUAUGAACAGCAUCUUGUCUUAGAUGACACGAUCACAGAUGAAGAGUUUCCAGAGGAUCCAUAGCCGACUUUGUGUGUAUCAGAAAAUUAAAUGGCAUGAUUAUAAUUACUGAGCUUCUAUGUGGCAAACAAAAUUUGGUUAUCCAUGAACUUCAAAAACCAAAUUGUUGCAGGAAAAUAAGCAUAUGCUCCAUGAAGGAAAUGCUUAGGCUCAGAAGGGUUUAUUUUAUAGUUUAUGCUUGCUUGUAUGAUUCAAGAAAAAUCUAGGGUUAAACACUUCCCUGGCCUCAGACAGAAGAAACAAGCACCUAGGAGGGAUCCGCCAUGACUAUUAGCAAGGUUGGUUAUACAUAUAGAUUUUAUGUAGCAGAUGAACACCAGUGGUAUUAAGAGCAUGGGGAACAAAUUUGAAAUGGUCCAAAAUCCACCCAAAGUGUUGUGAUGCUAAGAAGUCCUCUGUUUCUGGUUUUUCCUACUUAAAAGUAUUAAUAACAAUUAACCAAAAUGAUAUGUUAUUGUAGCUAACAAUUAAUCUAAUGAUUUCUGUAAUUAAAUUUGAUUAGAGAUUGAACAAGCACAAACCAAUAUUGAAUAUAAAUAAAUACAUAAUGUCGUUUCUAUCCUCAAUAGUCAAUUUUGGUUGCUCUUGUAGCGAAGAUCAUGAGAUUCCUGAAAAGGUUUCCUUUGGCAAAACUUUGUACCCCUUUUCAUCUUCCUAAAACCCAACUUCACACACACCUCAAACCACCUAAAGCAAACCAGACCCUUAAGAGAUACCUCAAAUCCAAUUGCACCAUCAAAGCUUUCUUACUGUUUAGAGACAUAUUGAGAAAAAGCCCUUCCACAAUUGAUAGCUACACUCUCUUGUUUGUCCUUAAAGCUUGCUCCCAAAAGUCUCUCUCACUUGAGGGGAAACAACUGCAUGCCCUUUUGCUUAAGUAUGGCUUUCAAUCCAUAGUUUACCUCCAAACAUCUCUUAUGAAUAUGUACUCUGCUGCGGGUAAUGUUGUAGAUGCACACCUAGUGUUUGAUGAAAUACCCUGCAAAAACAUAAUUUGCUGGACCACCUUGGUUUCUGCUUAUGUCGACGAUCAACAGCCUAACAAAGCUCUUCAGCUGUUCAGGCAGAUGCAGAUGCACAGUGUGGAACCUGAUCAAGUUACGUUGACAGUUGCUCUCUCUGCGUGCGCUGAUCUCGGCGCAUUGGAAAUGGGAGAAUGGAUUAAUGCUUAUGUCCGUCGUAAAUAUGAGUUCGAUACAGAUUUAAGCUUGAGCAAUGCUCUUGUUAACAUGUAUGCAAAAUGUGGGGAUAUUGGAACUGCAAGGAGAUUGUUCGAUAGCCUGCAAGAAAAGGAUGUUAUGACUUGGACAUCAAUGAUUGUGGGGCAUGCGUUACAUGGACAAGCAGAAGAAGCGCUUAAACUCUUUGGACAAAUGAAAGAAGCGAGUAAUAACACCACGAAGAACAAGAAGAACGGUAGCUAUGGAAGCUCUUCCAUUGUCCCAAAUGACGUUACUUUCAUAGGAGUUUUGAUGGCCUGCAGCCACGCGGGGCUGGUAGAGGAAGGAAAGUGGCAUUUCAAAAGCAUGUGUCAAGAGUACGGUUUGAAGCCCAGAGAAGCUCACUUCGGCUGCAUGGUGGAUCUUCUCUGCCGAGCCGGGCUUCUGCAAGAAGCUUACGACUUUAUUUCAAAGACAGAAGUGCCUUCAAAUGCAGUGGUUUGGAGGACAUUGCUGGGUGCAUGCAGCCUCCAUGGAGAUGCUGAACUUGGGUCACAAGUGAGGCAGAAGCUGCUUGAGUUGGGGCCAAGUUAUGUUGGCGAUGAUGUUGCUUUGUCCAACAUCUAUGCUGCCAAAGGCAUGUGGGAGAAGAAGGUGAUUGUUAGAGACCAAAUAAAGCAAAGAAGAUCUCCUGGUUGCAGUUCAAUUGAGGUGGGAAGGAGCAUUGCUGAAGCAAAGAAGAUCUCAAGCAGUUGAUUCUAAGUAUAUGGCCACUCUCCUGAGCUUUCAAGCCUAAACGAGUCUUGAGGGAGAACAAAGGUUGUAGUGCAACUGUGUUGCUACUUGCAACUUAAAUAUCACUACUUGUUUUAUAUUUUUCAA